AUGAAAACACUUGCUUUUGAGAAUUCCAAAUUAAUGUCGCGGUUUCUUCUUUUUCCCUUUUUAGAACAAACGUUAUCACAUAAUGAAAGAACUGAUUAAAGUUGAGAAGGAAUACGUUGGGUCACUGGCAACAUUGGUUAAUUGUUACAUGAUUCCGCUGAAGCAAGAGAAAAUACUGGACGACCAACAAGUGGAUACGAUAUUCUACAAAGUCAAUGAAUUGCUCAAUUUUCACAUGAGUUUUCUAAACACAUUACAAAUGUGGGAGAUUACCAAUACGGUUGGUGACAAGCUGCUCGACAUGUUCUCGCGUGAAGCAGUGACCUCUUGCUAUUGUUCGUUUGUGGAGCACUUUCCGAAUGCAGAGAAGACUGUUGAGUCCUGCUGGAAUAUCAGAGCCUUUCAGAAGUUCUGUGAGCAAAAACUACGGACCUUACGAAGCAAAUUGCCACUAAAAGCUCUACUAGUUCAACCGGUUCAGCGUAUUCCCAGAUACGAGCUUUUGGUUCGGCGGUUGAUCGAAUACACACCUAAAGAGUACUCAGACAACGCGCUGCUAAAAGAAGCUGAAAUCGCUAUCCACCAACUAGCUGUUCGCGUGAAUACCGUUCAAGCAGAUGGUCAAGAUGAAUGUCUUGUGGAUGGACUGAAGUUGUUGGAACAACUCCUUGCCCCUGCCACCUUGACUCCAAGUCGCACCUACAUCCGACAUGAUAUCAUCUCGCUCGAAGAUAGAAAAGACCCCGUGUGCAUGUUCACCUUCACCGACCAGAUUGUGUUCACCAUAGCCAAGCGUCGUGGAAGUCAGCUGAUCAAGAAACCGGCUGUUUUACGACUACCGUCUCCUAAAGGUUUGGACACCAUUGAAAAUCUGAAGUACAAAAUAUUCCAUCGCCUCGGGAUUGAAGCAAUCGAAUUCGAAGCACGCGAGGCAAACGAUGGAGACCAGCUGGUGCAACAUCGCGAGUUACGUGAUAAAAAAGACUUGGCACUGUUAGCUGAGAUAGAACACAUAUCUGGUAAAUUGGAAUACCGGCAUCACGAGUUGGAUGUUGUUGUGCGACAGUUAUACCAAUCUGUUCAGCAAGAAUUGGAAGAUCUUCGGACAGCUCGGUACACUUCCUCGUCGAUGCCAAAAAACCUGUCCGUGUUCACGGCAACAAUGAAAGAAGGUAUCGAACGCUAUGAGCUUACAUUCCCCACUCACGCAAAGCGGAAGGAAUGGGAACGUACGGUGAUGGAGUUGAAACGGCAGCUGAGUUCUGUCAAACGAACGUCCCGGUUCUAUGGAGCGUUAGAAAUACCUCGCACUUUAUCAGGAAUUCAAUUAUCAUGUGCUGCAGUGGUAGAAGUGGUUCCCCUCACAAAAACCAGUCCUCAGGAAGUCUGGAUCUGCGCGGUGGAUGGGUACACCGGGUAUAUUUGCCUUUUAUCCCUGCAUCCGAAACCGAUGAUCAAUCUGAACGUUCCUUUGUCUGGCUGUAACUCCAGAAUCACCUGUGUUUGUGCUGUACCAGGAUGCACACCCCUAACAUCCAGGCGGCUAUCGGGCAAUAUCGCUGGAGCUAGUGGACAACACCGUACGGCCGGAGAAAAGGCGCGUCUAUUACGGCAACGGAUGACUCUGUCAAAGUCAGAGGAUGGCCUAGAGGGAACUGCAGAAAGUCAAAGUUUAGCCAAACAGACUAAAUCUGUGCAUCCGUUUCGACAGUUUGCCUCCAAAUCAACCGACGAGUCGUUCACUGAUAUUUCAAGUCUCAGUUCGACAGACACGAAAACCGAAGCAUUGAUGGAGAAUCAACCGGGAGUAGAGGACACAACUAUCCACCUUCCAUCUGCUGAACCUACACCACCCGAUACGCCCAUCGCUAAAGAGAGUCUACAAAUGGAUCUGGACAACGCGGGAAUAUUAGCUACGCCACAUCCGUCCGAUGAGACUUUAUUCAAACCUGACCAAUCUACCUCGGUGUCCAGUCCAUCACCGUGCCAGUUCAAAGAACAGACGGUGAAUCUUGAGUCAUCGAAAACAGAAGUCGAUCAGGUGGAGGGGGUGGCAGCUGCACCGGUCGACACAACAACGAACGAUCCGGAAAUCCCGGCAUCUGAUGCUUCGGAUUCAAGUGAUGUCAGUGAGGCUGAACAAGAUGUACAAGAAGAAACAUCCACUUCAAGUCAAAAUACACAAAUGAAUUCCAAAUCAAACUCCGAUGAUCUUCCAAACUCCACAGUGGAAAUUGAAACACCGGCAAGAACAGACAAGAACCCGAGACUUCUGGAUCCUCACCGUCCAACCAUGUGGCUGGGAACGGAAGAAGGAUGUAUUUUCAUAUUUUAUGCCACGGAUAAUAUCAAAACCAGCCGACAGAGACAGCGCGUCGAUUUGUCUUCUGCCGUCAACAGCAUUCUCCACUUGGAUGUGAGAAUCUUUGUUGCCUGUGUGAAUGGGGAUUUCCUGGUCUACGACAGAAACUCAGAUGGCCUGUGGGACGUUGAUUCACCCCGACUGCUGAAAAUACAACCAGACAAUGAAGAACCAAUCGUGGUCAGAAGGAUGCUUGCUGUGGCCGGGAACAUUUGGUGUGCAGCGCAUCGAUUUAUUUAUGUCCUGAAUUCGGUCACAUUGAAGGUGGAGCUUUCGUUUCCACUCAACGGAAAUCCAGCCGACCCGCGGGGCAUACAAAUGAUGGCUUACGGGAACCAAACUGUCUGGAUUGCCACGGAGAACAGUCCACGUAUCAGUCUGUACCACGCAACGACUGGAGAGUUUCUCAUGGAAAUUGACCUCAAACCAAUCGUACUACAAAGUCUGCAACACUGUGACGAAAUAAUCAUGCGCCACAAAGAAGCCUGUCUUAGGAUCACGUGUAUGGCAGUUUGCAAGGAUCUGCUCUGGGUCGGGACGAGUGCCGGUGUGAUCGUCACAGUGGCCAUACCUCGUGUCAGUGUAAACUCUACACAAGCGAACGUGGAGCCUCCACAAUUGGAAGUCCUUCGGCAAGGUCAUAUCGGACAAGUGCGCUUUCUAGUUAGUUUGGAAAGUGUAACAGAAGGUGAAUUUCCUAAGCUACCCGAGAGAGCCCGAGUGACUUUCCAGCCCAAAUCCCUCGACCACUCGUCUUUUGAAGAGAUACCGGAGACCGAGAAAGUGGAUAACAGUGAUGAGGAACAUACGAUCAAGGUGCCGAGUCUAUGCGCACCACGACCACAAGACUUAACAUCACAACACAGAGGUGUUGGUGAGAACCUCGAAAUACCAUCCAGAAUACCCACAGUCAUUCGAAAAAAGGAACUCGAUACCCAGCCGAAGCCGGAUGCUAACACACUGGCUCCACCCAAUCCACGUCACUAUUUGCUUGGAGUGCGACGUGCAUCGGUUAAUCCGUGUGCUACCAUUGCAACACAAAUGAAAAUCAUCAGCGGAGGCGACGGAUAUGAGGAAUACGUGACCAGUGAACUAACACCGCCUGUCCUUGCGGAACCAACGAUCUCCGAUUCUUUGGGUGACAACGAUGCUCUCAAUCAUGUGUUGAUUUGGGACGUACAUUAAAACGUCAUUAUUCUGAUAGCCGUCAAUUCUCCGAACUAAAAAAGAACCACGGAAGUGUAAAUCUAACUGGACAGUCAAGCAAAACUGUGUUCAUCUCGAGAACGCCGCCCAAAAUGAUGCCAACCAAGGCAUUUGUGAUCUUUGUCGGAUAUCCAUUAUGUUGUUCCGAUUUCCGGCGAUCCUAUCUACAAUCGACAUUAGGAUAGGUUCCAACGUGGUCUGUGCAGCGAGAAAAAAGUAGCUGGUUCUACUUGUAGUUUGUGUUUGCGCCUAUGUCAGCGAUCCCCCCCCCAUGUUCAUAAGUGCUUCUAUAUCCCAACAUCUUAGAGUUCUGAUAUCAGUGCCCAUAUCACCUCUUGGUGUGAUUGAGCACCUACUUCCUUUUUUCCCUUUCCAAGCGAAUAAGGCAGUUUUCCACUGAGAAUGUGUAAAAAAAGUAACUGGUUUCUUGACCCAAUCCCACAACAUCGCCCAUUGCUGUUUUUUCUCAUUUCUGCACGUUGCGAUCCAUAUUCUCUCACCCAUUCUUAACUCGAG
Messenger RNA from Opisthorchis viverrini, 4084 nucleotides. RefSeq lists its product as hypothetical. Gene Ontology annotation, biological process: actin cytoskeleton organization. Lineage: Eukaryota; Metazoa; Platyhelminthes; Trematoda; Opisthorchiida; Opisthorchiidae. The transcript is spliced from 20 exons. Gene Ontology annotation, molecular function: protein binding; guanyl-nucleotide exchange factor activity. The record is from RefSeq and is a predicted model, not a curated record. The coding region runs from base 83 to 3547 and encodes 1154 amino acids.